AUGGUUAAAUUAACAGACGAAUAUGGUGCUGUCGAUGUCAUACCAAAAGAUAUUGACAAAAAGCAGACUCCAGUAGCUGAAUAUAGUCGCCCUCCGGUGGAAGUAACAUCUAAGGAAGACGAGCACCUGCAUGAUAUCGGAAAUGAAGUAAAACGUAUUUACAAACGUCGAGCUUCAAUUUAUCAGAUACCAAAUGAAUUCCAAGAACAUGGAUUGGGUAACUCGGAGGAACUGAACCCUCGAAAAUCGACAUUGCACAGGGAGGAAAAUACUUUGAAGAAAAAAGAUAUUUCAUCGAAUAAAUCCAGCAACCGCCGCUCUAAAACUCCAGUACCAACAGAUUGGAAGCGUCGCAAUCAGCUCCCGUUAAAUGGCACCUCGGAACCGCUAAUUGAAUCCUUACUGCAGUUCGCACCCAGUAUUGAAUCCAGCACUCCAAAACGAAGAACAACGAAAAAUAGUCAGAUCGCAGAAACUGUUUCAAAACUUUUUAACAUUCAGGAGGAAAUUAUGUUAAUAGACAGUUCUAGGCGGAAACCUAGAAAAGUAAAUCCUUCAACAGUACCCUCUAACAAUACAUCAAUAAUUUCUUCAAACCAGGAAUCAUGCCAAAAGACAAUAGAUAGGACAAAUUUUAACGCAUUCGAAAAUCAAAAGAGCGAAACAAUGUCUUUGUAUGAUACUUCAGCAGUACCAUCAACUCAGAAGCCAACAAAAUCAUCUUCAUUUUCCAAUGAUAAGGACGAAUCACCAAAAGGUAUAAAGAAGAUAGUGGAAAAUACAAUCAUCAACACGACAAACUCAUCAAGCGGUUCAACUGAUUACUCUGAUGAUGAUAACAUGUCUCUUGCUUGCUUUGCGGCUCGUAGUAAUGCUGUUCAACAUCCAUCGACUGAUAUGUUUGCUAAACCUUCAAAAAGUAUACAGCUGUGUAUUACAGGACGUGCUACGUCAGUGAUAGCCGAUGAUGAAAGUACAACGAAUACUGAAGCCUUUGAUGAAGACAUCAUGAGUGUUUCUACUGAAAUUCCCACAGUAACUAACACAUCAAGAUUGGGCAAUCGUGGUGUAAGAAGCAAACGGCGAAAGUCACAAAAACAUUCAACUAGCAAGAUUAAACGCCAACAAGUAAAGUCACAAAUGCAAAAUAGCAAACCAAAUCAAUCUUUCAAUUGUGAACUUUGCCGAAAAGUAUUCAAAAAACAAGACGCAUAUAAUAAACACCGCAUGACGUUGUCACACAUCGCAAAGCUAUCAGAACAAGAAUAUCUAGUGGCUCAACAAAAUCAGGGACCAGAUCAUUCUUUGCACCUGGCCAACGAUAAUUUGCUGCACGACCCAAAAACAAACCAAGGAAACCUUAUUACAAAAGAAACAAUUGAAUUAAAUGAAAAACUAUUGGAAAUCCCUGCGGUGCCGACGGCUGCCCCCACAACUUUAUCAACAAUGCCUUCAUUAGCAAAAACAUUGAUAGAGAAAAUCAAAGAUCACACUGAAAAACCUGUAAAAGAACUCAGUCAAGAAGAAAAACUGUUCUACGAAUGUUGUUCAAUGCUAAAGGAGUCUAAUUCGAAUGAAAAUGAUAAGUUAAAAAGUGUAACCACCAUGUCCUUGAAAUCAAAUGAAGCGAAUCUUUCGGAUAUGUCAAGCAUAAUUCACAUAAAUGAAGUAAAUAAUACAUCAACUCCUGUUCUUUCUACUAAUUUAGCAUCAUCCAUGGAGCAGAAUCCGAUGCGUUUAUCGACCGUUAAAUGUAGUGUGAUGGACGAAUUUGAAACUACUCACAAUGAGGUCACUCUUACUCAAGAAGAACCAAUUAAUCAAAAGAAACAAAGAGAGUUAGAUGGGAACGUACAUUUUAUGACACAUGCGUAUGUUAUACCCAACCAGUUAGGAAAUGAUUCAGCACAAAUCUCGAUGCAUACCUCGAUGGUUAGUGGUACUAGUGGUGGUAGUAAUAACAAUGGCAGUAAUGCAAAAAUUAAAACUAAAGGAGCACUGAAAGGAUAUGACAAUUUCAAGGUAUCAAUACCAAUGUCGGGCUUAACCGUGAUGUCAGCUAACGCAACAAACAACUGUAUCAGUAUUGGCAAAGAGUCACGCUUGGAUACUCUAGCCGAUGUUGCGUUGUGUGGUGAUAUCCCCAAAGAAUUUGGCAUUGUAGAACAAAGCGAAGAAAUCAUCUCUACUUCAGUUAAAGAUAAUGUAAACGCAUGCCCUGAAGCGCGUCUUAGGUUUCCCCUGAUUGAAACGGUUUCAAUGACAAACGAUCAAGUACAUGCAUCAUCUCCAAGAUUAUUAGAACCGAUUAAAACCGAACGCAAUAUUGAAAUGAAAAUUAACAAAAUCACAGCAAGGCGUACAGGCAUUAGUAUGUCAAAAUCUGUGAAAUUAAAUAAGACUGGCUUUUAAAGAACCGGGAAUACACUAUAAAAUCGGCAAAAAAAACUUCCUCCAGAUGGGCUACAGGGCCAUAUCGAAGAAGAAUGUAUAAAAAUAAUCCUCCUCUCAACACAGUUGCCGAUGAUGAAGAAGAUGUGUAUGCUUUUCAAGACUCUCCAUGUGACGGCGUUUCACCUUCGUCCUACUCAUCUAAGAAAAUUAUUACAUCCAUACAGAAUCAAAAUUUGAUGAAAAAGGAAGAGGGCUCUAAGCUAAACCUAAAGCACAAUUCAUCUACUAUUCAAGCACCAACGUUGGAAGAUCACGAAGAUAGUCAGAUGUCAAGUUUGAGUUUUUCUGAUCGUGAUGAUUUUGUCUAUGGUACAAAUACGAUGAGUGAAGAAGAAGAAGAAGAAAAGAAGAAGAA
Messenger RNA from Anopheles arabiensis, 2809 nucleotides. RefSeq lists its product as uncharacterized. Bases 1 to 2412 code for a protein of 803 amino acids. Lineage: Eukaryota; Metazoa; Arthropoda; Insecta; Diptera; Culicidae. The record is from RefSeq and is a predicted model, not a curated record. The transcript is spliced from 2 exons.